Molecule: messenger RNA, 552 nt
Organism: Peronospora farinosa
Lineage: Eukaryota; Oomycota; Peronosporomycetes; Peronosporales; Peronosporaceae
Source: the annotation of a GenBank genome assembly
AUGGAUGUCGUUCGCACUCGGCAUGACGACGCCCUCAAGCUUAUCGAGCGACAGGUGACGGCGUCAGCAGGUGACAACAAGGAUCGCGUCGAGCUUCGGGUGAACCAGACGGUGCCGUCGCUACCUGGACCGGCGCUGAGGCCCGACCUACAAGUAUACAACCACACCAAGCGAACGGUGUCGGUGGUGGAUCUGGCCAUUGCGUUCGAGGAGCAGACUGGGGACGACCCCGACACGUCUUCACUCACACGUAUCGCUGCGCUCAAGAGGACCAAGUACGCCGGUAUCAAGCGUCAUCUCGAACACCAAGGAUGGACCGUGCAGCUUUCAGCGCUGGUCUACGGGUCACUCGGUGCGGUUGCUGGUGGUAACCUCGCGGUUUACACCGAGCACCUUGGAAUGCUCAAGUGCGAUGCGAAGCGGCUGGACCGGCACGCGCCAGCAACCAAGGAAACCAAGCGAAUCAAGAGGAUCAAGAGCGUCAAGACAAAGCUCAAGGGGCAGUCGAGUGACGGAGACCGGGGGAAUCCGUCACACAACGGCCACCGCUAG